This is a messenger RNA of Panthera uncia (snow leopard), 555 nucleotides long. RefSeq names its product beta-lactoglobulin. Lineage: Eukaryota; Metazoa; Chordata; Mammalia; Carnivora; Felidae. Bases 1 to 555 code for a protein of 184 amino acids. The transcript has 6 exons. The record is from RefSeq and is a predicted model, not a curated record. Gene Ontology annotation, molecular function: small molecule binding.
AUGGUCCCCCAGAGAGGGCCACUCCUGCUGCUGGCCCUCAGCCUGGGCCUGGCUUGUGCCCAGCAGACGCUAGAAGAGGUGCCCGUACAGCCAGGCUUUAAUGCCCAGAAGGUGGAGGGGCGCUGGCUGACCAUCCAGUUGGCCUCUAGCCGUGCACACCUGGUCUCCCCAGCCGACCCCCUGAGGCUCGGCCUCCAUUCCAUCUGGACCCGGGACGAGGAUGUGACGUUCGUCUUGUUCUGGACAGGAGAGGGCGUGUGCCAAGGAGUCAACGUCACCGUCCACCCGACUGGGCUCCAAGGCCAGUUCCAAGGCUCCUGGGAGGGAGGCAAUAGCAUGCACGUCUGCUUCGUCGGCACGGACUACAGUAACCUCGUUCUUUACGUCCGCCUCGAGGACGCCGGCGAGGUCACCAGCCUGUGGGCGCUGCUGGCCAGAAUGACGCCCGGGGACCCCACGUGGCUGGGGAAGUACCUGGAGUACGUUAGGGAGCUCCGGCUGCACAAAGCCCCGGUCUUCAAUCUCGAUGCCCGGUGUCCCCCAGCUGAAGCCUAG